Molecule: messenger RNA, 393 nt
Organism: Strongylus vulgaris
Lineage: Eukaryota; Metazoa; Nematoda; Chromadorea; Rhabditida; Strongylidae
Source: the annotation of a GenBank genome assembly
AUGUACGAAAAAGAAAUAUCGCAGUCGCAAUCCAUCAUCGCCGAUGCUAAAAGAGACUAUGGAAAUACAGAAAAGGAAGAGGUUGCACCUGAUGGCUCAUCCAUUACCAUAGAAAACACAUCUGUUUCACAUGAUGAAAUGAUCGGCGAGUGGAGAUUACGUAGUUGUGGUGCAGGCCGUGAUGUAAACUUCACCUUCCCACGUGGAUUUGUGCUGACACCAAAUUCGAAGGUUACGGUUUACGCCCGAGGUAAGGGUGUCCACGCUCCACCACGCUCGUUAGUUUUUGAGGCAGAGGAUUCGUUUGCGACCGGAGGCGACGUCCGUACCUACCACUAUAACGAUGAAAAUCAAGAACGAGCCACUGUUUUCCAUCGCUCCUCGCAGUUCUGA